AUGUCAGGACAACCCCAUUUACAUACAUCACCACCACCACCGCCAACUACUGCUAGUAUGAAUAGUAACAACUAUAUGACAGUGACAGUACAAAGAGAUUACAAAGAGUAUAUAACUAGGUUUGAAAGAGAACUACCCAAUGAAUUGACGGGCAAGGUGACACAGGGUGAAUUCAACUAUACAAUAGAUAAUAUUAACAAGUUGUUGGCAAGAGCAGAAGACAUUGAUGCUCGUAGUGUCUAUGAAGAAUGUAUAGGUUGUCUUACAUUCUUUUCAAUCUUUUUAUGGUAUAAGGAUAAAUAUUCAAAAUGUGUACACAAGAUUACCAAAUUCAUACAAGAACAAAACAAGACUGUAUAUAAUAACAAAGGCAUAUCAUGGUUGAAUCCAAUGAGCAAUGGAUUUUUAAAGAUUGAGAUUCUGGUUCAAACAUCAUCUCCCUAUCAAUCAAAUAUCUCUCCACCAUUCUCUAGCAGCGCAACUUCUAUCAGUACAUCUACCAUUUCUCCCACCUCUACAAAAUCACUUACAAGUACAGGUAGUACUUGUCAAUCAACUCCAAACAAUAAUAAUAUCCAUGUAAAUAAUAUAAAUAAUAAUAAUAAUCAAAAUCAAAAUCAAAAUCAAAUCAUUCCACCUAUAUCGGCGUCAUCAUUAAAUAGAAAUAAUAAUAAUAAUACCGAAGAAUCAUCAACUAAUAAUAAUAAUAACCAGGCAUCUGGAUCAUCAUCACAUGAAAAACAAACCGAUACAAUUAUAAAUAUAACCAACCAAGAAGAUAGUGAUAGCGAUAGUGACUCUGAUCCAGACUUUUACCAAUCAUCUUUUCCAAGUAGUGGAAAUAAAUAA
Messenger RNA from Cavenderia fasciculata, 849 nucleotides. Its product is annotated as diacylglycerol kinase protein DgkA. Lineage: Eukaryota; Evosea; Eumycetozoa; Acytosteliales; Cavenderiaceae. The transcript has 2 exons. Gene Ontology annotation, cellular component: palmitoyltransferase complex. Bases 1 to 849 code for a protein of 282 amino acids. Gene Ontology annotation, biological process: peptidyl-L-cysteine S-palmitoylation; protein targeting to membrane. The record is from RefSeq and is a predicted model, not a curated record.